Chlorocebus sabaeus (green monkey) is the source of this 643-nucleotide messenger RNA. Lineage: Eukaryota; Metazoa; Chordata; Mammalia; Primates; Cercopithecidae. The record is from RefSeq and is a predicted model, not a curated record.
GCUGGGCCGGGUGCCAGAUACUGGGAUCAGCCACUGCAGCUCCCUGAGCACUCUCUCCACAGACGGGGACCCAGACAUGAGGAGGGUCCUCAUGGUUACCAGCCUGGUGGCUGUGCUGCUGUGGGAGGCAGGUGCGCCCUCAGCACCCAAGGUCCAAGUCAAACACCGGCCCUCAGAGCAGGAGGCAGAGAAGGCCUGGGGCGCCCGCGUGGUGGAGCCUCCAGAGAAGGACGACCAGCUGGUGGGGCUGCUCCCUGUCCCGAAGCCGAAGCUCUUGACCGCUGAGAAGUCACCAGGUCAGGGCAGGUGCCCCGUCCUUCCAGGCCUCGAGGCCUGGGUGGAGACUGAGGACAUCCUGGGCCAUGUCCUAAGCCCCCAGCAGGGUCCUGAGCCCGACCAUGACAGCCUGCACCACCCUCCGCCCGAGGAGGACCAGGGCGAGGAGGGGCCUCAGUUGUGGGUGAUGCCAAAUCGCCAGGUGCUCCAGGGACCGGAGGAAGACCAAGACCACAUCUACCACCCCCAGUAGGGCUCCAGGGGCCACCACUGCCCCUCCCUGUCCCACAGCCCAGGCUGUUGGGACUGGAACCCUUCCUACCCUCCCCCUGCCAGAGGUAGGCAAAUAAACCCCAGCAGGCCGGGC